Blepharisma stoltei is the source of this 736-nucleotide messenger RNA. Lineage: Eukaryota; Ciliophora; Heterotrichea; Heterotrichida; Blepharismidae. The record is from the annotation of a GenBank genome assembly.
AUGCUACUGUUGGAAAGUCAAGUUUAUUUGUUAGAUAUGAUGAAGGAGCUUUCAGACCUGGCUUUUACAAUUGCGUGCCUCCUUCUUUCACAAUGAAAUUUGAGCGUUUUAAAGAAUUUAUCGUCAGACUUAUGGUCUGAGAUACAAGUGGAUCAGAAAGAUUUGGCAAGCUUCCACAGGUAUACUAUAUAUGCUUAUGCAUUUUUAAUUUUUUUUGGAAUAUCAAGGAAUCAUAAGCAUAAAAUUCAAUUAAUUUUCAUAUCAAUUUUGGCUCAGAAUAUCAGAGCAUUCGUAAAAAAAAAUCAAAAGCCAUAUAAGAAUAAAGAUAUCGCUAUAAUAGUAUAAUAUCCUAGGCUUUUUUAAAUUGAUUUUGCAAAUUUUAAUAACACAAAAUAUAGUAGUUAUAAUAUUUUUGGACAUAUGAUAAUAAAAUAUAGAACUGUUUAUAUUUGACUUAUCGAAUAGGGAAACCUUUGAACAUGUUGAUUAUUGAUUUAGCAGAGCGAAAAAUUUUGCUGCAAAAGAGACAGUUUUUGCCUUAUUAGGGAAUAAAAAGGACUUGGUGAGAGAGAUUAGUGAAGAAGAAGCUAGAGAAAAAGCAGAAAAAUGGGCAGCGAUAUAUAUGGAAGUCAGUGCGUUAACUGGAGAAAAUAUAAAUGACGUUUUUAGAAAUACAUCAGAAGAAGUUGUUUGAAAUAUCAGAAGAAAUUAUAGUAAAAUCACAGAGAAAUUUUAA